UAACAUAUGUAUGAUAUUUUUACAAAUAGAUUUGUGUCGUGGAAAUCGGGUAAUUGUUAGGGAUAUAAAUAAGCGUCGGAAAAGAGCAUUAGAUUCCCGAGAUGAUGAUAUAGAUGAUCAGGACGUUAUCCCGUCAUACAACCCACCCAUACGUAAUUAUACCGCUCCUUCAUGGCCAACGCCCAGCGGACUGACAGAAGAAAACGUCACGGAGAUAUGUAAUAGAAGAAUAAGGUAUUCGAAGGGCGGUGAAAGUUGUGGUGCUGUUGCUGGUGUGGAUUUGGAUGCUCUUGUUAAUCAAUGCAUCUCUGAUAUCAAGGUAUAUAAUAGAAAAAUAAAAUAAAGAAACAUAAUUAGGAAAGUCAGUCGAAGAAAAGUACGUAAACAACGUUUAGAAACGUUUGAAGGCUUGUAUUGAAAAUAACGUAGAUAAUUUAUCCAAAGAAUUCCCAGUUCGUUGUACAAGGGCGCGAAUUCCAUAUUUUUAUUUCUUCCCUCGUAAUAUAAAGAGGGAUAUAAUCGGAAUAAAUAUAGCAUUCUGUAAGUACAUAUGUCACGUAACGGAAGUAUGUAAUGUUAAAUUGCUUGCUAAAUUCAUUCUGUAAACCUUUUACCACUACAUAUAAUUUCGUGUUCUAGUAUUGCAAUUUCUACGUUUUUGGAUACGAUGUUUAGACAAAUUGGCUUUGCGAAUUGACCAUUUGCGUAAUAGACUAAAUUUUGAUCUAAAAAAGUCUAGACAAAAAUUUCAUAACAGCUUGAAAGAGCAUCACAAAAUUAGUAAUAUUCCAAAGUUUCGUUGCGAAAUGUUGUAAAAUGCGGAUAAUAUAGCCUGGCGAAGCUUGCAAUUUUCAGUCAUUUUAGAUUACAAACGGGAAAUUGACAGCCCAAUACCCUUUGGGGCUGUCAAUUUCCCGUUUGUAAACUAAAAUGACUGAAAAUUGCAAACUUCGCAAGGCUAUAUUAUCCGUAUUUUACAACAUUUCGCAACGAAACUUUGGAAUAUUACUAAUGUUGUGAUGCUCUUUCAAGUUGUGAUGAAAUUUUUGUCUAGAUAAAAAUUUAGUCUAUUACGCAAAUGGUCAAUUAAAAUUAUUAAAGGGAUAUUUUCCUGCGGACCACAAAAUUUUAAUUUUCUUUCAUUUCUACAUUUUUUAUUUAGUAUUAGAUAUUUUGUCAUCUAUUUUCUAAGCGAGUCGGGAGGAAACAUAUUUGAAUUGUUUUGCAUCAUUGUAUUGUACUAUUUAUUUGUACUUUUUGUUCGAUAAUCAUUUUCAAUUAGUGAAAGUCAAUGUAGCAAUCGAUAUUCUGGGCGACUUUAUUAAACUCCACAGGACUAUUUGAAAAAGAACCUAUAAUACUAAAUCGUUUAUCGGAUUUUAAAAAUAGUUGUCAGUUUAAAAAUCGUUAGAAAAAACUCUCUUUAUAUAUACACAGUUAACUGAUGAUCCAUCGUGGGCUGUAGCCAAUUUUGGAGCCAUGAACGAAAUUUGUAAGAAGAAUGUGUACAAGAACAUAACCUACUACAAGAACAGUACUGAUGGCAAGUUAAGUCUUGAAACAACCGUUCUUGAUUCAUUAUGUCCAAAUGAUUGUUCAGACCGCGGGAAUUGUUCAAACUCCACUUGCACUUGUUUUGAAGACUACACAAGCGCCGACUGCUCAAUAUCGUUAAAAGAUAGUCCUAUCUUAUACGGCAUACGUAAAUCCGGAUUAUGUGAUGUAAGAAGAAGGCCAUGUCGCAAUGUUGGUAUUUAUGCUUUCCCAUUGCUGGAUUCUGAAAAUCUUACCUGCCAUGUCCAAGAAUUUAAGGUAGGAUAUUCAACUUCUUUUAUGAUUAAGUCCCGCAAACACUAUAUUCGUGGUACUACAACACUAUAGCUUUGGAAUGUGGAAGUUUCUGGUUUUUACGCUGGAUGAAAUCACUAUCUUAUUUUUUUAACCCAAUGACUUUUGACAGAUUAAAAUAGUCAAAAUUGAAUUAAAUACUGUUAAAAUACUCGUUAAUAAUUUAUAAGCCUUGUAUAAAAUCAUAAAUGAUAAAAUCAUAAAUACAAGUCGUGACUCAUGUAGACAACUCGCAAAACUACAACCUCCACUCUUGCGCUUAAGAGUUAAGGACGAGGCAGUACACUGAAACGUCAAAUUUAGUGUUAGAGUAGCGAAACUGAAAGCAGGAAGGCUCAUUUUUAAUGCCAGAUUUAUACACGUUCAUCAAAUUUAGCGAAAUUUCUGCCACUCAUACGGGGCUCGUAUUGUCAGCAGUCUUAUUUUCCACAAAAUGGCCAGUUCUGUGCAAAAUGUUCAAUUUUUCAUCGCAAAAUCCGCUGAAAAUGCAAGCCUGUGGUGCUGGGGAGAUACUGAUGCUGCGUAACUGUAAUUUCUUAAAGGUUAUUGAAUCAGUGUGGACCCCCGACAAUUCCAUCUCGUUGUAUCCUGGGUUGAUGAUGGACAUCAAUGAAGUGAAAUGUUCACUCCCUGAAUCACCUGUUAACAUUGGUGACUAUGGCAACAAAGGGAUAACAGCUGCUGGACUAAAGAUUGCAGUAUCCAAUAAUCGUAUAAACGCCUCCAAAGUGUCCGCGGUGUUUAUCACGUAUGACUCUGUGUGUCAAGAAUGUAAUAAUACCAUUAAGGGAUGUCAACUUAAGGUAAACCUGGCAGAGUGUUAUGCAAAUGAUCAGGGGACCGUUUCCUUCUAAAUAUCCCUUCACAGAAUAUUUAACUAAACCUUAAGGUUAAAUUCAAAGUACUGAAUAUUGCAAUUACUUCAAUUAAUCCUAUUUUACCAAAUUUCUGUUUUGCAAAUUAAAAUAGACCGAUGCCUGUUUCAUUUCUGCUCACUGCUUUGCCCAAAAUCAAAGCCAUCCCAACGAUUGGUGUCAACAAUGCCUGCCACAGAUUUCAACAAAAUCCUGGGAAAAGCGAAGAGGUAAUAUAUAUGAUACGCUCAUAAUGGCGACACGCUUUAGACUCUUUAAUCCACACUUUAGACUGAUUAUUCAAAUAAAACCAAAUAACCAAGUGCUUAUACAAUAAUACUUUUUCAGAUAAUCAGAGUCCAAAGUUUACUACUUCAACUGUUUUGCACGCCUUCCUUGGUAAAGAACUUCGCGUUCAACUGAGCGCGGUAGACCCAGAGAAUAGAACAAUACGCUAUACCUUUGCCAAAAAUAGUACACUUGGUGCUUCGUUGACAGAAACAGGAUUUUUCAAUUACACUAAAAACACCAAUGAUUCAACAAUAGUUAUUUUUAAUGUGACAGACGAAUGUGGAGCGUACUCUGUUCUACAUGCUUUGGUUGUUAUAAAAGAAUGUCCAUGUCAAAAUUCCGGAGAAUGCCUUCCUGAUUAUCGCUAUCUUGAUGGAGCAGGAAACUUCACGUGUUCAUGUCCUGCAGGAUAUACGGGUACCUUGUGUGAGCUCGAUGUAAAUGAGUGUGCACUGUUUAAACCUUGUUUUAAUGGGAGUUGUAAUAAUGAACAACCUGGGUUCUCUUGUUCAUGUUUUGCUGGAUAUACUGGUGAUCUUUGUCAAACUGAGGUAAUCAUUUGAACUAAUUUUAUAAAACCUCUCAACUGGUACCAUGUUAAGAUGUAUUUUUGAUAAACAAUCUUAAUGUUGAAUAAAUAAAACAAUAUUUCACAAAUUUUCCUUCAUCCGGAUGCUUUCGUGUUUGCAUUUAAAAAGCAGGCAAGCUACUAAGCUAGAUUAAUUCUCAAAACAUUUCCAUUCUAUUUAAGAUCAAUGAAUGUGCGCCUUAUCCGUGUUUCCUUGGAGUCCCUUGUACAGAUUUGAUCGCUUCAUUCAGUUGUGGACCAUGUCCGGGUGGAUAUUCCGGUGAUGGAGUAAACUGUACUAGAAUGGAUGGAAGUAAGUACUGCAGGGCCGUCGGAAGCGAGGGGAGAGCCCGCACAUGAGAACUCCAUUUCUUUUCAUACUUUAUUCCUCUCUUGCACAAGAAAUUACAACAGUUUUUUGUUACAUUGAUUCUGUGUGUAUAUAUCAAUGGGAGCAAAACCGACUCAUUCACAUUUAUGAUCGAAUACAGAGCAAGCGUUGUUUCAAAUAUUAAUUUUUAAAUGCAAGAAAUCCCAACUUUGAUUCAAAUUCCUCGCAGGAACACACAGGAAUGCUCUUCUGAGGCUUCGGAAAUGCAAAACGAAACAAAUUAAUUUAAAUACUGUAUAUUUAAACUUUUUAGAAGUCGACGAAUGUGUGAAAAAACCUCAAGUAUGUCAUAGUAACGCAAAAUGUAUGUACAAUAAUGGAUCUUAUGUGUGUCAGUGUACAGAUGGCUACACAGGAGAUGGCAAGAACAAUUGCACAGGUAUACUUCAACUUUUAAUCAAAUAGUGAAAGUUACCAAUAAAUCCUUCAAACUAAAAGUUCCACAAAGAACUUAUAUAUCCUAAGCUACUGUAUUUUAAAAGAGAAACCAAAAAACUCCACAAAAAAGAAGACAACAUGUCUGGUUCUUUUGUUAUUUAAAAUGCUAUUGAAAUUAAAAACAUAUCGUUAUAGAUGUGGAUGAAUGCAUACAAACUCCUGAUAUUUGCCAUCAAAAUGCCAAUUGUACUAAUACUGAAGGAAGUUAUUCCUGCCAAUGUUUGAAAGGUUAUACUGGUGAUGGUAAACUUAACUGUUCAGGUAUUACAAAAUUAUAGGUUUUUACUAUGACAAAGUGUUGGUAGAAUGUUUGAAAUCUCUAAGUGUGUAUAUUCAUUAUUUUUUACAUGUUGUUCUGUGCAGAUACUGAUGAGUGUACUUCUUCUCCUAACAUCAGCUGCAUUCAAAAUGCACAAUGCUCAAACACUGUUGGAUCUUAUGUGUGUCAAUGUGCUGUGGGGUACUCCGGUGACGGUUACAGUAAUUGCACAGGUGAGUAUACCGACAUACAGUAUAUAUACGAUGCUGCUUGCUGCAACUCUAAAGCACAAUCAGGAACAACCAUUGCUAAUAUUUACAGGCUACUAUUGUUCGCCAACUGAUAUGUUUAGCAUUAAAAUGAGGGUUUUUUUUAUUUAAAUGACUUCGCCCAGUAGUAUUUACAAGAAUAGUAAUUAUGUAAAAUAAUUAAUGUAAGGCCUAGAGGUCUACUAGAAACCUGGACAGGCACGCAUGCCAGCAUGCUGCCAGGAAAUUUUUUUAAUCUCACAGGAAAUUUUUAAGGAAAAGGAAGAUAUCAAGAAUGAAGCUUGAGAAAUUUCAAAAAUCAGCAUUAAAGUAACAAACAUCACAAUUAGAGCAUAAAUACAACAAUCAUAACAUAAAAUGAUGUGGCAGUGCUAUGACCGUCUGUUUAUCAUGAUUCAUGAUUAUGAUACAUGUGGAAAACAAGGGCAUACUACUAUUAUUGAACAGUGCAUGAAUACAUGUUUCAUAGAAUUCCUGCAUGUUCCUAAUUCUAGUAAACCUAUAUUUUUCUUAAUAUUGAGGUAGUACAUAACUUAGUAAUGUAGUAUAUACGAUGCUGUUAUUGAAUUACAACCAAAAUUCAUAUUUAUAAAAAAAAUUGGCAGGAAAUGUUUGGUCUGGGAAGCCUGCUGCCAGGAAGAAAAAUAUUUUAUCAAGGCUUGUGCAAAAAAUUAUAAUGCUUAUUUAGUUAAACACUAGCUGAAAUAACUCUUCUGUAAUAAUUAUGGGUAUUAAUUGCAACUAGUUUCCAUUAAUUGCAACUAGUUUACAACAUACAUGCCAGCCUUGUUUACUUAUUUGUUAUAUUCAUUUUCAUAUUUUAGUACCAACCAAUUAAAUUAAUGUACAAAACCCAAACUACAGUAGCCGCUUAUCAAUUAAGCUGAUAAAUUCAUAUCAGUUUUAAAUCCAUGUUUUAAAAUCAGAGCCUACAAUUAAUUGAUCUGCAAAAUAAAUCUGAACAUGAUCCACCAUAAUUUUUGUCUACCAAAGAACUGCACCAACUUCUAAGGGUGUAUGCUAGUGUCAAUAUUAGUGUAAAACACAUGCCCACCCAGACAUUCCAACUCUCCCGACUUUACCGAGAGUCUCCCGAAAAUUCACGCAAUCUACUGGUCUCCGAAUUUUUAUGAAAUUCUCCCGAAUUUUCAGAAUAUUCAGGAAAAAUCAUAAAUAUACUGUUUUUAGCACCAUUAUAAUAGUCUGUCUUGACCUUUUUAUGAAGUUACAGUACAAUUUAUAGGAUCACUUAUAACAACAUACUCCCAAAAUGCAGGAAACACCAUUUCAGAAGACUGAAUUUUUAUUAUUUUUUCCCAGAAGAACUAGAUUUCAAUUCAUUGAACAGUCUCCCUAAAUUUUACCUCCAAUAGUUGGAAUGUCUGCUACCUCUCCUUACAACCUGCACAUCCAAGAACAGGUUAUUCCGCAUAUUCACUUGAAAACUUUUGCAUAUCAAUCAUUGCUAAUUUGCUUUCAGAUUUUAUAAAACAUUAAUGAAUGAAUUUUUCUAAAUACAGAAUAACAGAUGAUUUGCAACAUUAAAACUAAAUUUUUGCCGCCACUGGUAUAGUUUCCAACACCAAACAACAUACCAUCCUGCCUUUCUCCUCCGCAGAGGCUUUGGUGCCUUUCCUCGCCUUCGCCAAUUUUCCCGCCUGCACAGUGCUCCUUCGCCAAGCGGCUCUGCUCGUGUUCCAAGGUCCGCCAUGUAAAGUGUAGUGAAAUGUAUCUCAAUACUACUAAGCAUAAUCAUAGCCAACAGAAGCCUCUGCGGAGGAGAGAGAGCCAUCCCGCUCAGUCUGGGACAACGCUGGGGUCAAACAGUGGUUCUAUGUACUGUAGGUACAGGUCUGUGGAAAUGGCAGGGGGAAAUGUCUGCCAAAAUAAUCGGGAUAAAUAUGGGAAAAGCAUUUACUAAAGGAAAUUCCCAAAGGUGUAAGCACAUAAUUUCACCACUGUGGUUUAUAACACUUAAACAUGGUUUAUGUUUAUAUGAAUAACAGAGACGGAUCUAGCCUCAUCUGCAAAGAGAGUUGAAGGUUUUCAUGGGAUGGUGCAUGAGGGAGCUUUACUACCUAAACUCCUCUGCAGUGUCAGUCUGCAAUGCUAGUAUGUUACUAUGCCAGCAUCAUUCUGUUACAUUUUCCAUUGCACUUGACAGGUUUUAAUCUGAUCAGCCAAUCACGUUCAACUUAUUCCAAGUUGAUUGGCUGAGCAAAUUGAAACCAUGCAUCAAAUGUCAUCACAAACAUUGAACUCUCUCGGUAAAAACAAUGAACUUUGUCAUGACAAUAGACAAUGUUUUAUCUGAAACUGUUCAUCCUUAGUUGCAAGUGACGGAAUCUUUUGUUUAUGAAGUUUAAAUUGUAUCAGCUUCUGAUCAUGUAUGUGUGACUAAAUUUGCUUGUUAAAGUACAGUACAUUUGAAAAUAAAAUAAAACAAUCUCAACAUGUUUACAUUUUAACCAUGACACAUAACUAAAUCAUUCUGAGUUAAAUUGUUUCAAGAAAUUGACACGCCCAAACAGUAGUAAGUUCCACAAAUCGCUAUUCGAUGGGCAGAUAAAGUAUAGUCAAGCAGAUUUUUAGGGUGGUGCUAGACAACCACUAGGUAGGGUGUGCUUGAACCCCCUGCACCUCAUUGGGCCAUUCCAUUUAAUAUGUGCACUCCCCCCCCCUAUUUAAUAUGUGCAGCUCCAAUUUUUUUAUAAAAGGAGAUUAUGAAGGGACCCCGCAUUAGGGGGGGGGGGGGUGCCUAUAUUAAAUGGAAUGGCCCAUUGCAGAUCCAACCCUGAUGAAUAAUCCGGACUCGAUCUGCAUGCAUAUUUUGCAUUAAACAGAAUAUUUUGACUAUAAAACAAACAUAUACAGGAACUUUCACGAAAUAAUGAGCAAAUUACAGAGUAAAUUGUUAGUAAAGCACUGCCUAAAUUGGCGACUAAAGCGAGUACUUAAACACCAACAAGGCAAACAAUGUGAAUUCAAUAGUCUUAUAAUUCAAAAUAAUUUUGCAACAAAGCAGGCUACAAAUUGGCAUCGACUCAUCCUGUUUUAAUGCAUAUAAGCACACAAAAGGUUUACCUAACUGCUUGCAUCAUCAAUAAAAUUUUUAAACUUACUUUUGCAGUCUGUAAAUCUUCUGAAUCUUUUGGAAUCAUACAUUUUCAUCCAAGUAAAAUAUAUUUUCCAUGCUGCACGUGUUUUUGUGUCACUUACCGUACUCACUUUGGGAAGUAACGCGGGUCAGCAGUGUAACCAGAUUUUUCCAGCGGUUGUUAUUGCGGUUUUUACUAAAGUUUGUGGCCAAAAUUUACUAAAUCAAGAAAACAUUCGCCAAAUUUCGCCCCAACCCGGUUUGAUAAAAAUCCAUGACCAUGAGUCAUGACAUCUGCGAAAGCCGAGGAUCAUAGCUCAUAGGUCGAGGGUCAAAAGACGAGGUUGAGGAUCGAAAAUCGAGGUCGAGGGUCGAAUGUCGAGGUCGAAAGUCAAGGGUCGAAAGUCCAAAAUAUUAUUUUUUUAUAACUUAUUAAUACAUUUCUAAGAUAUUACUUUUUUUGCAUUUGUUGUAAUUAGGCAACAUAAAAAAAAAAAUAGUUAGUUAGCGUCCUCGCCCGCCCACAAAAAAGGCCCCGCUCUGGAUUUUUUUUUUAUUUUUUAUUUAAAAAAAACUUUUCAUGAUCAACGGGCUCUAAUAUAUGUAGUAUUUCUGUUGACUGUAGUCAAUUGUGUUAAAAAUUGCGAGAUUGCGUGCGAAAAUGACGGUAUGAAUCAUAUUUUGAAAUAUAUAAAAAUUAAAUAUCUGUAGUCAAGAAAAUCCAGUUUCGGAUCUAAAACCAAGAAAAACCAAGACGUUAAAAAUUAGUAAAAAUAAAAAAAGCGCGCGCCCGCCCACUUUUUGGUAAAAGCUAAGGCCAACUAUUUUUUUAUGUGGCCUUAGGUUAUUUUUUGUUUUUCGAGAAAGUGUAGAAUAACUAAAAUAUCGAUUCACGCAGUUACCGUUGGGGAAUGGGAAGUUCAGAUAUUUUUGACACUACACGAGCAUAUACAAAGCUUGAGAACGAUCUUUACUUCAUAUAUAUAAUUUAACUUCAUCUUCUGUAUGUUUAAGACAUUAAUGAAUGCCAACAAUCUUAUUCUGUCUGUCAUUCCCUGGCAAAAUGUUCAAACACUGACGGAUCAUUUUCUUGUCAAUGUGAUAGCGGAUUCACUGGAGAUGGUAUCGUCAAUUGUACAGGUAUACAUGAAAACGUCACCUAUUUACCUAUUUAUAUUUGAGCGUGAACCAAUGAAUGUUUUUAACAGAAAUUGCAAAAUUUAAUAAACAUGAUGCCAACAUCCGUUAAGGCGGUUAAGCUGUUUGGUCAACCAGGGUCGCCGCCACUGUCGCCGCUGACGAAAUGAAACUGAAUUGCUCUAUGCACCAUGCAAUGCCUGGGCCCCCAUGAACUGUACGUUAUUAUAUUCAGGGGGGUGAAUAGGUUUUCAGAUCGUCGGAUUCCGCCGAGAAAACCAUUCGGAUUUCGGAUCUGGCGAAUAUUUUACACGGAUUUGCGGAUCUUAUUAAUACAGCGGAUUGCGGAUUUAUCUAAUAUUUUGGCUCGGAUUGUGGAUUUUGCUUGCAAUUUAGUUCAGAUCCUGUCACAGUAGAGCUUUUAGCGGAUCCAAAUUUAGCCAAGACCAUUGUCGGAUCGGCGGAUUUUGCUUCAAAAUCAGACGGAUCGGCGGAUUUGUAUACCCCUAUUCAUCCCUCCCAUUCAGUAUUCGUAUAAAUUUUCCUCUGCAUGACGACAUGAACUACAGAAUGCCCAUUGACUGAUAUUAUAUGUGCAAAAGUGAAAAAGAAUGUUGCAUACAAAUUAAAAGCCGACUAAACACUGGAAUACAUGCACAUCUGUGCCUUUUUGUCUCAACUGCCGUCAAUUAAUACUUUCUACACAAUUUUAGAUGUUGAUGAAUGUUCCGAAUCACCAUCAGUAUGUCAUCAACAUGCAAAAUGUACAAAUACAAUCGGAUAUUUUUCUUGUCAAUGUAACCAGGGAUUCCUCGGAGAUGGAAUACAGAAUUGUACAGGUACUAAAUACUGUUCUGGAGAACUUCUUUGAAGAGUUUACAGAGAGCCUCAUUGACACACAUGCAGUAAAGAAAUAUUUGUAUCAUACCCUUCGAUAAAAUUUUGAAAAAUUUACCUUUGUUCCAAAAAUUAAUUAAAAUUAUAUAAUGAAGAAAUAUAUAAGAAGAAAAACAAUCUUGAAACUCUUGUGUAUUCUGCCGAAGGAACAUAACAAUUAUUGUUGUGUUCUUUCAUUAUCCUACCUUCAACUUUGUAUUAAAAGUUUUAUUUAAUAAUUGACACAUUAUACAGGAUUAUUAUUUAAAUCAUUUGGUAUGGAUACAUGCACACGCUCCCGUCAACAUCAUGAUGUUUACAAACAAUAGUAAUGUCACUAAUGUGAAAGAAAGCCAACACUGCGUAAUUUCAAUUUUCUAGAAAAUCGACCCCCUCAGUUUGCCAUUCCAAGUGCAGUUUACGCUAUCUUGAACAAUGACUUCAAAAUUCAGAUUAUGGCAGUAGAUCCUGAAAAUCAAGACAUGACAUUUACCUUGCUAUCAAAUGGAACUUUGACCACAGCACAAAUCUCGAAACAAUUGCUUACAAUACCGAAUGUUAAAGAAAAUGGAACUGUUUAUGUACAAGUUGAAGAUGAGAUGGGAGCAAAGAACAUUUUAAUUCUUGAAGUGAAUGCCUUUGAAUGUCCAUGUGUGCACAAUGGUAAAUGUUAUCAAAACAAGUCCAUUACAUAUCCAGUUCAACCAUCAGAUUAUCUCUGUGAAUGUGAAGAUCCCUACACAGGUCAACGAUGUGAAAUACGUCCAAAUCCCUGUGAAGAACUACCAUGUUAUCCAGGUCUCAACUGUUCCACUGCUCAGAAUUCUGAAGGAUUUACUUGUGAAGAAUGUCCAACAUUGUUUCAAGGAGAUGGGAAACAGUGUGAACUAAAAGCAAAUGAAGGUUGGGAAGAAAUCAAAUUAAAUUAUCUGUUCUUCGCUAUUUCUAAUCCACACUAUCUAUACGUUUUUUAUCAUUCCGCUUCGACAUUAGCUAGUCAUAUAAACCAUGCCACCUCUCAUAUAAAAGCUGAAUACUUUAAGUACUAGUUAAAACAUAAGCAAUCGAUCUUUAUCUGAUAUACAAACUCGAGCCGAAGGCGAGAUUUCAGUUGUAUAUAAGAUAAAGAUCGGAUGCGAUUAUUUUAACGUGCUUAAAAAACGACCCAUCUUAUGAGUUCAUUGGCGAGGUAAUUUUAAAAAUAAAUAUGGUCUAAGCCGAGAAAAUCAAAGCUGAAGUUCAUGUAAAUCAGGACAAAUCUUUAUCCGCGAUUUGCAAACAUUGAUUAACUAUAAACAUUCAUUUUUUUUAUUUUCCUCAUGAAUUAUUAAUGAGUUUUUAAAUAAUAAUAAAAUUUUUGCUAAUAUAGAGAAAAGUUCAGUGGUAUCUGAAAUGACAUUAACAGAUCAAAAAUGGGACGAUCAACUUGAAACAAAAACAUCAAAAGUGUACAAAAAUCUCGCAUCGCAAUUGACGGUUGAGGUAGGUAUGGUGCAAAAACAAGGUGAAGACUUAAAAUGUAAAAUGUUUGGUUUUUGCCUAAAAUGUUUUAUCUUCUUAAGAAUAUUUAUCAUAUUCGUAGAUAAGAAAAGUUUACAAGGACCACGCUGAGUUUAGUUAUGUUAUUGUCAAGGGAUUCAGGUAAUUCAAAGUAAAUGGCGUUGAUCGAAAUGUCGACUAAAAUCUAGGCGUAUAAAUCGUCAUGUUUUGAAGUGAAGACGGAAGGCUAUAUCUUUUAAAAAUUAUUCACACCCUGCUGGCUGAUAAUGUCAUCUCUGAGUCUCGAAUAUCUAAACCAGAAGACACGAUCGACUUUAGGUCACGUUUAAUAAGUAUAGGUAAUCACGCGAUGGCGAGUACAAUUAGGGAUUAAUAAUAAUAGUACAAGUGAUGUUUGGAAAUUUUGCCAACAUCGCAUGUUUACUUGUUUAUUAUUAGCAUGACAAAUUUGAAUACUUCUCAAUGUUAACAUCAGAUAUUCUCUCGCCAAAGCCCAGUCCUGCCAGAUUUUCAACCAAAUUUUGGUGCUUUUGUCCGUAUUUUCAUUUAGUUCUUGUGUUAAAGCAAAAUUUGGUGCUUUUGUUCGUGUUUUCAUCUAGUUCCUCUAGGGCAAUUUCAUUUCACGCUUGUGUUUAAAAUACGUUUCCGCCAUUUUGUUUGUUUUGGGAAAAUCAUUAAUUGUACUGCAGUACAAUUAAUGAAAUAAUUGUACUCCUCUCAACCAAUCAGCAUCCAGUAAUUUUGUCAUGCUAAUAAUAAAGACAGUAAAUGAGGUGCCCUAAUUAACAGUGUGUCAUAAAUGGUAAUGAUUAUAUAUUCAUUUAGUUAAACCACGUUAGCGAACAAACAUAUGUCUAAUUCUAUUUUUUUCUUUCUUUUGUGUUGUGUACUUUCGCAGGCGCGGCAGUAUAAUUGUCGAAAUUGAGUUGAUAUUUACGAAGGAAGUCGAAGAUCCCCUUAAACCAUUGAUGGAAAUUAAAGAGAUUGGCAAGCUUGGUAAAAUGAGAGUUAAAAUAAAGACAAUGCAAGGUAACAUAAAAAAGUUAAUAAUCGGUUGAAAUAUACUAGCUAAGCUAAAACGAAAUUUGAGUGUUUUAUAUUAAUUUUGCUCACAGAAUCAUUUAUUUUCGACAGUAGAUGAUAUGGAUACAGGGUGUCUAAAAAAAACGCUACGGAAAUUCAACAGGCUGUCGUGCAUCAUAAACGUGGCUAAACAAUUCAAUUUUUACAUAGGACGAAAGAUGAUACCUAUGAUACCUUUUUUUAAAUCG
Molecule: messenger RNA, 12799 nt
Organism: Paramuricea clavata
Lineage: Eukaryota; Metazoa; Cnidaria; Anthozoa; Malacalcyonacea; Plexauridae
Source: the annotation of a GenBank genome assembly